AUGGAGUGCGCCCUCCUGCUCGCGUGCGCCCUCCCCGCCGCCCGCUCGGGCCCGCCGUGGGGGCCGGCGGGACGGGGGCGCGUGGCCAAGGCAGGUGCCCGGCGGGGAGGCGCCGAUGGCGGGUGGCCGGGGACCCCAGCCCCGCCGCGCCCCUCACGCACGGUGUCACCUUUUCUCUUGCAGGCGCUCCAGCUCUGCUGCCUUUGCUGUGCGUCGGUCGCCGCAGCCUUAGCCAGUGACAGCCGAGGCGGCGGCGGCGGCAGCGGAUUAAACCACGAUUACGUCUUUGUCACGCCGGUAGAAGUGGACUCGGGCGGGUCAUAUGUUUCACACGACAUUUUGCACAACGGCAGGAGAAAGCGGUCGGCGCAGAGUGCCAGCAGCUCCCUGCAUUACCGAUUUUCAGCAUUUGGACAGGAACUGCACUUAGAGCUUAAGCCCUCGGCGAUCUUGAGCAGUCACUUUAUUGUCCAGGUACUUGGGGAAGAUGGUGCUUCAGAGACUCGGGAACCCGUGGUGCCAAAAUGUUUCUAUCAGGGAUUUAUCAGAAACGACAGCUCGUCCUCCGUCGCUGUGUCUACAUGUGCCGGUUUGUCAGGUCUCAUAAGGACACGAAAAAAUGAAUUCCUCAUCUCGCCAUUACCUCAGCUCCUGGCCCAGGAACACAACUACAGCUCCUCUGCAGGCCACCAUCCUCACGUGCUAUACAAAAGGACUGCCGAGGAGAAGGUCCAGCGUUGCCAUGGCUACCUGAGCUCCAGCGGGAACUCUGCUGGUCACCCCCCAAGUCGCACUCCCCACACAACUUGGAGUCCAGAAAGAAAACAUCACCAUGGAAGGUUGCAAAAGCAGCAUUUUUGUGGACGACGCAAGAAAUAUGCCCCUAAGCCUCCCACAGAGGAUACCUAUCUCAGGUUUGAUGAAUACGGGAGCGCAGGGCGGCCCAGAAGAUCAGCUGGAAAGUCACAAAAAGGCCUAAACGUGGAAACCCUUGUGGUAGCAGAUAAGAAAAUGGUGGAAAAGCAUGGCAAGGCCAAUGUCACCACGUACAUUCUCACGGUCAUGAACAUGGUUUCCAGCCUCUUUAAAGAUGGGACCAUUGGAAGUGAUAUAAACAUUGUUGUAGUCAGCCUUAUUCUUCUGGAACAAGAACCUGGAGGAUUAUUGAUCAACCAUCAUGCAGACCAAUCUCUGAAUAGUUUUUGUCAGUGGCAGUCUGCCCUCAUUGGAAAGAAUGGCAAGAGGCAUGACCACGCCAUCUUACUCACGGGAUUUGAUAUCUGUUCCUGGAAGAACGAACCAUGUGAUACUCUAGGGUUUGCCCCCAUCAGUGGGAUGUGCAGUAAGUACCGAAGUUGUACCAUCAAUGAGGACACGGGACUUGGUCUGGCCUUCACCAUCGCUCAUGAGUCAGGGCACAAUUUCGGCAUGGUUCACGAUGGGGAAGGCAACCCCUGCAGGAAGGCGGAAGGCAACAUCAUGUCCCCCACGCUGACCGGAAACAAUGGGGUGUUCUCAUGGUCCUCGUGCAGCCGGCAGUAUCUGAAGAAAUUCCUCAGUACACCUCAGGCUGGGUGUCUGGUGGAUGAGCCCAAGCAAACAGGACAGUAUAAAUAUCCGGACCAACUACCAGGACAGAUUUAUGAUGCUGACACACAGUGCAAGUGGCAAUUUGGAGCAAAAGCCAAGUUAUGCAGCCUUGGUUUUGUGAAGGACAUUUGCAAAUCACUUUGGUGCCACCGAGUGGGCCACAGGUGUGAGACCAAGUUCAUGCCUGCCGCGGAAGGGACCGUUUGUGGCUUGAGUAUGUGGUGUCGGCAAGGCCAGUGUGUCAAGUUUGGGGAGCACGGGCCUCGGCCCAUCCACGGCCAGUGGUCCGCCUGGUCGAAGUGGUCAGAGUGUUCCCGAACGUGUGGUGGAGGCGUGAAGUAUCAGGAGAGACACUGCAAUAACCCCAAGCCUCAGUAUGGUGGCAAGUUCUGUCACGGCCCCAGCCGUGUAUAUCAGCUGUGCAAUAUUAACCCUUGUAAUGAAAAUAGCUUGGAUUUUCGAGCCCAGCAGUGUGCAGAAUAUAACAGCAAACCUUUCCGUGGAUGGUUCUACCAGUGGAAACCCUAUACGAAAGUGGCAGAGGAAGAUCGAUGUAAGCUGUACUGCAAGGCUGAGAACUUUGAAUUCUUUUUUGCCAUGUCCAGCAAGGUGAAAGACGGAACUCCUUGCUCCCCGCACAAAAAUGAUGUUUGCAUUGAUGGGAUUUGUGAACCAGUGGGAUGCGAUCAUGAACUUGGCUCUAAAGCAGUUUCAGAUGCCUGUGGUGUUUGCAAAGGUGACAAUUCAACUUGCAAGUUUUAUAAAGGCCUGUACCUCAACCAGCACAAAGCGAACGAAUAUUAUCCGGUUGUCACCAUCCCACCGGGCGCCCGCAGCAUCGAGGUCCAGGAGCUUCAGAUAUCCUCCAGUUACCUCGCCGUCCGAAGCCUCAGUCACAGGUAUUACCUCACAGGGGGCUGGAGCAUCGACUGGCCAGGGGAGUUCGCCUUCGCAGGGACUGUGUUUGAGUACCAGCGCACCUUCAACCACCCCGAACGCCUGUCCGCUCUGGGACCCACCAAUGAGACCCUGGUCUUUGAAAUUCUGAUGCAAGGCAAAAAUCCGGGGAUAUCUUGGAAGUAUGCACUUCCCCAGGUCGUGAAUGGAACUCAGCCAGCCUCAGAAAGACACAGCCACACCUGGAGUACAGUGCAGUCAGAUUGCUCCUUCUCCUGUGGUGGAGGCUACAUAAGUGUCAAGGCCAUUUGCUUACGGGAUCAAAACACUCAAGUCAAUUCCUCAUUCUGCAAUGCAAGAGCCAAGCCAGCAACUGAACCCAAAAUGUGCAAUGCCUUCUCCUGCCCUGCCUACUGGAAGCCAGGCGAAUGGAGCGCGUGCAGCAGGUCAUGUGCGGGGGGCCAGCAGAGCCGGAAGGUCCAGUGUGUCCAGAAGAAGCCCUUCCAGAAGGAGGAGGCAGUAGUGCAUUCUCUCUGCCCAGUGAGCACACCCACUCAGGUUCAAGUCUGCAACAGCCAUGGCUGCCCUCCAGAAUGGAGCCCUGGGCCCUGGUCUCAGUGUUCUAAGACCUGUGGGCGAGGGGUGAGGAAACGUGAAGUCCUGUGUAAAAGUUCUGCGACGGUAGAGGACGUCCCUGAGAGCUGGUGUGCCAGCAGCCCGAGACCAGAAUCGCAGGAGGGCUGCGUCCUAGGACGAUGUCCCAAGAACAGUCGGCUCCAGUGGGUCGUCUCUUCGUGGAGUGAGUGUUCCGCUAGCUGUGGUUUGGGGGUGAGGAAGAGGGAAAUGAAAUGCAGCGAGAAGGCCUUCCAGGGCAAGCUGAUAACCCUCCCUGAGCGACGGUGCCGCAAUAUUAAGAAACCAAACCUGGACUUGGAAGAAACCUGCAACCGAGGGGCGUGUCCAGCCCGUCCAGUGUACAGUAUGGCAGCUGGGUGGUAUUCAUCGCCAUGGCAACAGUGCACGGUGACCUGUGGAGGAGGGGUCCAGACCCGAUCAGUCCACUGUGUUCAGCAGGGCCGGCCUUCCUCCAGUUGUCUGCUCCGGCAGAAACCUCCAGUGCUACGAGCCUGUAAUACAAACUUUUGUCCAGCUCCUGAGAAGAGAGAGGAUCCAUCCUGUGUAGAUUUCUUCGGCUGGUGUCAUCUUGUUCCUCAGCAUGGUGUCUGCAACCACAAAUUUUACGGCAAACAAUGCUGCAAGUCAUGCACAAGGAAGAGCUGAUCUUGACACCCUUCCAGCCCGGAAGGGCCAGGGUCUUACCUCCCAAACUCCGGAGAGACCAGCCACAUUUCCAUCGAAAGCUGAACACUGCAGACCACGUGUGAGCUGACCGCAGUGUUGGAGGGGCCCGCUCUCAAGUACAGACAGGCUCCUUUUUCAGUUCCCCAACGCACAUGGUACUCAGAAGCACUUGAACAUGGGAAGCGAUGACAAAUCUGAUUUACAAGAACAUAAAACAAAGACAGAACAGCUUUGAUUUGCACUGUUACACGCAAGAAGUGAUGACUUACAAUGAGAUAGGACAAAUUUUGACAAAGUGAGACUCUUGUUAACUUUGGGACAGACCCCCCCUGUGAACCUCAGAGGGUUCCAUGACCAAGACGUCAGUUUUGAAAAGGCCCUUUAAGACUUCAAGUCAAAGACUAAGACUUGGAGCAAUCAAACGUGGACGGAACACGCUGCCUAACUUCCUUGGAGCUCACAGUUUGACCGAACUGUGGACACCCCAAACCAGAAGUUAUACAAACGCCAAAUGGUGCUCGUGAUUGUGCUUGCUGCUGGACUAGCAAGCUUCAUGUCCUGUUUAUUUGGUGUGUGUGCGUGUGUGUGUGUGUGUGUGUGUGUGUGUGUUGUUUUUUAUUAUUUUGUUUAAAGUAUAUUCUGCUUAUAGAGAGUCUCCAAGACUAAAAUUCACAACUUGAAAAGGAAUAUUCUGAAAACAGGGCAACAUGAACUAUAGUUAAGAUCGCCACUUCAUUGAAAUUCACACUCUGAAAAAAAGGAAAAAAAAAAAAACCACACAAAACACUGUUGCCCUACACACUCUAUCAACCUCAUAAUUUUUGGUGCUAGUCGAACAAGUACUCAGGAGCCUCAAGUCUGCUCUUUGGGAAUCACAAUUGGUGAGAUGUUCAUUUCUGGUAAAAAUCUAAGGGGAGCUAAAUAGCAAAACAGCCCUGGUUUGAAGGAGAGGAAAACAUCAUUUAUAAUGCUCCCUACAUAUUAUCAGAGAUGCUUGGAAAAUUAAAGGCCGCUUGUGGUUUUUUUCCUACCAACUGACAUGUUUAAAUUUGCCCUAGGAUUUAGUUAACAAGAAAAAAGUCACAGUACAAUAGAAAAAUCCAUCUGUCUUCUUGCUAUGUGAAUAUUAAUAAAUCAUAAUAUGCCAAGACCCUUCAACGAAUAAGAGUGUUUUAUAAUCUUUCAGAUCAUAUUUUCAGUAUUCAGAAGCCAGCUGUUGGUAGGCACUAAUGAGCUUAAAAUUGUGCUCAACUGGAAAAAUACCACACUAUUUUGCCAAAACCAAAGUAACUUACAAGACUGUGUCCUUCUGUAAUUUUUUGAGAUGUGGUUAUUAAGGGCAUAUUUAUAUAAUUCUACUCUAUUCCUCAAUGUCUUUGAUGAAUGUAACCCAAUUUUACUGCUUUAAAAAGUCUCAAUUCAAACAGGGAUUUGCCAGCUCAGCACAACCAACUAGACAGUGGUUCGUUAAAUUGAGAGCAUCCUUUGUUCCGUUCUAAUUAGAAUCAUGCAUUCUCAGAUCUCAGAGAAAUAAUGAUUAGAAUAUUCUCUCAAUCUCCUUGGCUUGGCCGAGAAUAAUGGCCAUUUUAUCAUUAAAAAAUAUAUAUAUAGUGCCACAUCACCACCCCCUUGCCCUCUGAAAAACUGCAAGUUGUUUCUUUAUAUAAUUAUCAUUUUAUUAUUUUAUGGAAAAUUAAUUUAUUAAUUAAUAGC
Molecule: messenger RNA, 5502 nt
Organism: Balaenoptera ricei (Rice's whale)
Lineage: Eukaryota; Metazoa; Chordata; Mammalia; Artiodactyla; Balaenopteridae
Gene: ADAMTS18
Product: ADAM metallopeptidase with thrombospondin type 1 motif 18
Exons: 22
Coding region: 1-3768 (1255 amino acids)
Biological process (GO): extracellular matrix organization; proteolysis
Cellular component (GO): extracellular matrix
Molecular function (GO): metalloendopeptidase activity
Source: RefSeq, a predicted model, not a curated record